CGGGCCGGUUUUGUUUCUUCGGUUUUUUAUAAUUGCACGCUCAAUUUGAAUUUCGCUUUUUCUUUCUUAAUUGAAACACUUUUAUUUCUUUUUUGUCAAUCCACCGACCAAAUCACUUUUAUACUUCACUCACACAGCACACUAUGGGCGGACACGGAUACUCUGGAUCGUGGGGCAACAUGGGUGGGCCCAAGCACCGCGGCAUCGUCACCUACCAGCUCUCACCGUACGAGAUGAAGACCAACGCCCACCUUAUCAGCAAGGGCACCCACAACUUCUUCCGUCGUACCAGCUCCAACCUGGGGUACAUUCUGCCCGGCGUCUUUCUGUUCUGGGCCGUCACCCACUUUGGCAAGAAGAGACACGAGUGGCUCAACAGCAAGGCUGGCCAUGCCGCCCAGUAUGAGGGCGAGCACUAAGUAAGAGGCGGAACCACGAGGAGAAGGAGCAGGGGCAGAAGCGGGGUUGACUGACUGGAUGAAUGCUGGAUAAAUCGACGUGCUUUCGCUAUAUUGCGUUUUAUCUCUGCAGUGGGCCAGAGCGAGAUGCUUUGAGAGAGAAUGGUCAAUGGGGGGAGGAGACCAGACCAUUAAUCGCUUGGUUUGCGCAUCCAAAUAACCGACGAUUCUGUUAGCCGUCUCCUGUGUUUUUAUUUCUCUCUUUCUCCUCUGGUUUUUUAUUUCUACACUGCUUUCAUUUUUAUUUACAACCGUUGUAUUCAAUUUACACAUGUUUCUCUCUUUGCCCCGGCUAGAUCUCUGGACUGGACUACAAGAUCUACAUGUGGCCAUGAUUACUGAGAUUUCAAUUUAUCGUGUGUGUAAUGCUGAAUAUAACCUAAAUCGCAUUUGAUAUGUUGAUUUAAACCUUUGAA
Molecule: messenger RNA, 874 nt
Organism: Kickxella alabastrina
Lineage: Eukaryota; Fungi; Kickxellomycota; Kickxellomycetes; Kickxellales; Kickxellaceae
Product: ubiquinol-cytochrome c oxidoreductase subunit
Exons: 1
Coding region: 144-419 (91 amino acids)
Biological process (GO): mitochondrial electron transport, ubiquinol to cytochrome c
Source: RefSeq, a predicted model, not a curated record